AUGCUAAACGAACUGGAGUGUGUAUGGACGGCACUUUUUGGUGAAUGUGUCACUCCAGGAUUGCGGCACAAUGAGCAUAUCCUGAACUCAUCCAUCGCAUCUGAGUUAGCGCCCGCAGACAACGAUGGAAUUCCAUCGCGUAACGAGGACGCGAAGCUUUACAGUCUCAAGAGGGUACUGCAAGUGGCACUGGACAACGCCGACCCGGAGCUGACCGACGUCGCGGUCGAGGCGGUCUUCAAGGCGCGAGAAGAGCUGGUGAACGUGUUCAAAGAUGUCGCACAAGAUCAAGGAUUUCACGAAACGUUAAGGGACGCCAUAAAACUGAUCACCAUUGACGCGUUGAACCGCAAAGUAAAGGAACGCAACCCGGACCCCGCGCCUUCUAUGACCGACGUCGGGAACGUAAAAGCAGUCCGGGGAUACUUCGAAAAAGCCACGGAAAUUAAGCAACUUUUAAAAAAUAUAAAAGCAUUGGACUCGGAUAUCGCACGCGUGCAGCGCGACAUUCAACAGGUGACGGACCUUCCGGGCUAUCUAAUAAACAUACAGGAUCGCGCAACGCUGGAAAGGGUGGAAGAAUAUAUGAACGCUUUUCGCGAUAGGGAGUGA
Messenger RNA from Babesia bigemina, 612 nucleotides. RefSeq lists its product as hypothetical. The record is from RefSeq and is a predicted model, not a curated record. The transcript has 2 exons. Lineage: Eukaryota; Apicomplexa; Aconoidasida; Piroplasmida; Babesiidae. The coding region runs from base 1 to 612 and encodes 203 amino acids.